Molecule: messenger RNA, 1758 nt
Organism: Penicillium maclennaniae
Lineage: Eukaryota; Fungi; Ascomycota; Eurotiomycetes; Eurotiales; Aspergillaceae
Product: putative aromatic amino acid aminotransferase
Exons: 3
Coding region: 1-1758 (585 amino acids)
Biological process (GO): biosynthetic process
Molecular function (GO): pyridoxal phosphate binding; transaminase activity
Source: RefSeq, a predicted model, not a curated record
AUGACAGCCGUUUCUCCGCCCGCCGACUUGUCGCAUCACUACAGCUACACUGCGACUAAUCGCCAGGCGAGCAGCAUCAAAAAGUUCUACAAAUAUUUCCUAAUUCCAGGCGUGGCCAAUUUCGCUGGCGGUUUACCACACGCCUCAUACUUCCCCUACGAUACCCUCGAAGCCACCGUCGCCCGCCCACAGCGAUUGCAGCCCGUCGGCGAUAAUGAUGUCAGCCCAGACCGAGUCGUCGUCCCUAAACAAAGCAGAAUUGUCGACCCUCGGCUACGCAUCGAUUUGACAACCGCCCUUCAAUACGGCACCGCCGAGGGUUACCCUGCUUUGCUCUCCUUUUUGCGACAAUUCACCCGGGAUCACCUGCAUCCGAACGUCCCCUACGCCGGAGGACCCGAGGUUGUAAUAACUUGCGGAAAUACCGAUGGCUUUGCCAAGGCUGUUGAGCUCUUUACCAAUGUCUGGAAUCCCGGUCGCGACUGGAUCCAGCAGCGGGAAGGUAUCCUCUGCGAAGAGUUCGCGUACAUGAACGCUAUUCAGACCAUCCGGCCACGGGGCUUGAAUGUGAUCAGUAUCGCAAUGGACGGACAGGGUAUGUGUGCGUCUGGGAAGGGUGGGUUGGCCGACGUGUUGGAGAACUGGGACUUUCGGCGCGGUCGCAGACCACAUCUAAUGUAUACCGUGACAAUUGGCCAAAACCCCACUGGAGGCACGCUAUCGCUUGAGCGUAGGAAGGAAAUCUAUGCUCUCUGCAAGAAGUAUGACGUGAUCAUUGUUGAAGAUGAACCAUACUGGAAUUUACAAUUCCCGUCAGCAUAUGAGAAAGAAGCUCGUCAUCGUGGCUCAUCUCAUGGACGUGGUCCUGGUGCCCAGAAUUACAAUGAAAACGGCAAGUCCUCGGGCUACGAGUUCUUGGAUUCAUUGGUUCCCUCGUAUCUAUCCAUAGAUACCGAGGGCCGUGUGGUGAGACUCGACACUUUCUCUAAGACCGUCGCCCCGGGAAGUCGUCUUGGUUGGAUGACCGCACAGCCGGCUGUCAUCGAGCGAGUCACUCGAAUUACUGAGACCUCAACCCAACAGCCGUCAGGCUUUGUCCAAGCCCUGAUCGCUGAAAUGAUCAUGGGGAAGGAAGAUGGCCCCAAUAGAGCCCGUGUCUCCAAGAAGGAAGACGGUCAAGGCUGGCAUAUGGAUGGCUGGGUGCGUUGGCUAGAAGGCCUACGUGGAGGCUACGAAAGACGCAUGGUCACCAUGUGCGAUAUUCUCGAAGAAAACAAAUAUCUUCUCUCUCAGCAAUCUGAAGUCUCUCAGCCCACUGGUAACCAUGUCGAUGACUGGGAAGUUGUGGACCGGGUCCAGAUGUUCGACUUUGUCUGGCCCAAGGCUGGCAUGUUCGUCUGGAUUCAAGUCCUCUUUGAUAACCAUCCCUUGCGAUGUCAAUAUAGCGCCGAGAGCCUGUCGAAGGCUUUCUGGAUUCAUCUCACCAAGAAGCCACACUUGUGUCUGGUCGGACCUGGCAGCCUCUUUGCCCCUACUGAGAAGUCUGCUGCGGAGGCUCACAAGUUCAUUCGCAUCGCCUUUGCACCUAUGGAUGUUGAGGAUGUGGUGCCCUUCACUCGUAGAUUGGUGGAGGGCUUCAGCGCAUUUUGGAAGCGAAAGAACUUGGACGGGCUUGAUGAUGAUGACGAUGCUGCGGUUAUGGCGAUGCACAAUUCAACAUCGGGAUCUGGAACUAAUUUCUUAGGGUCUGGUUAUUAG